Lodderomyces parapsilosis is the source of this 1497-nucleotide messenger RNA. RefSeq names its product tetrahydrofolate synthase. NCBI's taxonomy places the organism in Eukaryota, Fungi, Ascomycota, Pichiomycetes, Serinales, Debaryomycetaceae. The record is from RefSeq and is a predicted model, not a curated record. Gene Ontology annotation, molecular function: tetrahydrofolylpolyglutamate synthase activity; ATP binding. Gene Ontology annotation, biological process: tetrahydrofolylpolyglutamate biosynthetic process. Gene Ontology annotation, cellular component: mitochondrion; cytoplasm; cytosol. Bases 1 to 1497 code for a protein of 498 amino acids. The transcript has a single exon.
AUGAGUUCACGUACAUAUACAGAUGCCAUAAAUGCUCUCAACUCGUUGCAAUCAAAUUUUGCUUCCAUUGAAGCAAUGAAGAAAUUAGGACCCAACGUCAAUCGGAAUGAAUUGUCAAUUAAUGAAGUUCGUGAAUACACUUCACGAUUAGGCUACACUCCCAAAGACUUCAACAAGUUGAACAUAAUUCAUGUCACUGGAACUAAAGGUAAAGGAUCUACUUGCGCAUUCACUGAAAGUAUUUUGAAACAGUAUCAAUUGAAAUAUAUCUCCAAGAUUGGAUUGUAUACAUCACCACAUUUGAAAUCAGUUCGUGAAAGAAUAAGAAUCAAUGGGCAGCCAAUUGGUAAAAAAUUGUUUACAAAAUACUUUUUCGAAGUCUGGGAUAAGCUUACAAACACCAAAUCUGAUCCUAAUGAAUGGCCAAGUUUACAACCAAGUGACGUUGUGAAACCAAUGUAUUUCAAAUACUUAACCAUCCUAUCAUUCCAUGUGUUUUUACAAGAAGGUGUUGACACUGCGAUUUACGAAGUUGGUGUUGGGGGCACAUUCGAUUCAACAAACAUCAUCGAUAAACCAACAGUCACUGGUAUAAGUGCAUUGGGAAUUGAUCACACAUUUAUGUUGGGAAAUACAAUAGAAAGCAUUACUGAUAACAAGACAGGUAUUUUUAAAAAGGACACACCUGCCUUUGUGAGCGAACAAAAGGAGUACCCUAAAACACAUGCUCUUAUUGAGAAGCGAGCAAACGAGUUGGGUGUAUCUUCAUUAGAAUUUGUUCACCCUGAUGAUAUACCAAAUGUUGAGUUGGGACUACUGGGAGAAUUUCAAAAGGAAAAUGCAGCAUUGGCUGUGAGGUUGGCCGAUACUCAUUUAAAGUCCAUUGGAGUUGACAGCGGGCUCACGUUGAACAGUGGCAAGGUGGAAUCACUUCCCAACCAGUUCAUCAAGGGGUUGAAGGAUGUUGAUUGGCCAGGAAGAUGUCAAAUCAUCGCCAACAAUCCAACAGGUAUAACAUGGUACGUUGAUGGUGCACAUACAAUAGAAUCAAUAACUGCAUCAUCGACUUGGUUCAAAGGCGAACAGUUAAAGUCUGCUCCCAAAAAAAGGGUACUUUUAUUCAAUCAACAAGGUCGUGACAACUAUGCUGAGUUGCUCACCACAUUGUAUCAAGCCAUUUCUACAAAAGAUCCUAAAGUCUCCUUCGAUGAGGUGAUUUUCACGCCAAACAUUACAUGGUCUUCUGGACAAUACAAUCCAGAAUUAUUGGCAAAAAACACGUCUGAAGAUGCAGUAAAGAAAUUAGAAAUUCAACACCAGUUUAGUGAAUUAUGGAAGCAGCUAGAUGGUGGCAGGGCCAAGAGACAGGUGUUUCCUGACAUUGAAUCAGCAGUAGAACAUCUCAAGAAAGAGAAACAAGAAUUGAAUGUUUUUGUAUGUGGGUCCCUACACUUGGUUGGUGGGUUUUUAGUCGUUUUAGAUAACGAAAGAGAAUAG